GGCGCUGUGCUCAAUGCGGAACACGUUUGGGCGCUGGCGCUUCAUCCGGGCACUUCAUAAAGGACCCAAAGGUACCCCGGCCGUCCAGUAAGUCUGGGAUAUUUAUGCUUUCUGAAUCCCUGAGCCAUAAGGAUUUAUAGAACUAGACGUUGCCAAAAAGAAAGUGUGGAACGAGUAUUUUCUGGCAUUCAACCUACAGGAAUCCUCCACCUUGGAAAUUAUCUGGGAGCCAUUGAGAGCUGGGUGAGAUUACAGGAUAAAUAUGACACAGUGUUGUAUAGCAUCGUUGACCUCCACUCCAUCACAGUUCCCCAAGACCCCAUCUUCCUUCACCAGAGCAUCCUGGAUAUGACUGCCACCCUCCUUGCCUGUGGCAUAAACCCAGAAAAAAGCAUUCUUUUCCAACAAUCUCAGGUGUUAGAACACACUCAGUUAAAUUGGAUCCUUACCUGCAUGAUCAGACUGCCUCGACUGCAGCACUUACACCAGUGGAAGGCAAAGACUGCCAAGCAGAAGCAUGAUGGGACAGUCGGCCUACUUACAUACCCAGUUCUCCAGGCAGCUGACAUUCUGUCCUACAAGUCCACACAUGUUCCUGUUGGGGAGGAUCAAGCCCAGCACAUGGAACUUGUUCAAGAUCUAGCUCAAGGUUUCAACAAGAAGUAUGGGGAGUUCUUUCCAGUGCCCCAGUCUAUUCUAACAUCCAUGAGGAAAGUGAGAUCCCUCCGUGACCCUUCUACCAAAAUGUCAAAAUCAGACCCUGACAAACUGGCCACUGUUCGAAUAACAGACAGCCCGGAGGAGAUUGUGCAGAAGUUCCGGAAGGCUGUGACAGACUUCACCUCAGAGGUUUCCUACGAGCCUGCCAGCCGCAAGGGAGUCUCCAACCUGGUUGCAAUCCACGCAGCGGUGACUGGGCUCACUGUGGAGGAAGUAGUGUGCAACAGUGCUGGCAUUGACACUGCACACUACAAGCUGCUGGUGGCAGACGCUGUGAUUGAGAAAUUUGCUCCAAUUAAGAGUGAAAUUGAAAAACUGAAAAUGGACAAAGACCAUUUAGAGAAGGUUUUAAGAGCCGGAUCUGCCAAAGCCAAAGAAUUAGCAUAUCCCACACUCCAAGAGGUGAAGAAACUGAUAGGGAUUCUGUAGGAAGUUCCAAAUAGUCACAGAAAAAUCCUUUGUAUCUUGCAGUGUGAGCACUCCUGAGGGCAGCAUUCCUCCCAAAAUAUUACGACUUUAGUAUAUUUAAUUUGUUAUUACUGAUCAUUAGCUUCAACUGAUAAAUCAUGCUUUGAUGCCUUCAGUAGUGUAAAGAUUCAAAUACUCCACAAAUGUUGCAUUCAGAAGAAAAAAAUUAUAGAAAGCAUAACUUUUUGGAUCCCCACGUAUCUCAGGCACACUUCUGGGGCUAUCCCCAGAAAAGUGAUUAAGCUGAGCAGUAACUUGGGAUAUGGGCCAUGGUGUGUGCUCCUUGCUGAAGUCCAUAACAGGACUGUAUCUGAGCCUUUUAAAAAGCUAUACAUAGAGAUCUUGGUCAUAGUCCUGAAUCCAGUCUGUAUUCAGAUCUCAUAGUUGGUUGUCAUUAAGAUGAUGUUUGUCUUGAUACAGUCAAGCUACUUACCUUGUUUCUCAAGAAAUCAUACUAACUUGUUCCAGCAAAUAUUUGUUUUUUAAUUCAAGUACAGGAUAUCAUAUUCUGAAAGUAUUUUGUUAUUUCAUCUUUAUUUGUUUAUUUUAUAAAACCCAAGUCCCUAAAUUACAUUACUAAUAGCCUCCCCUCCCCAUCCCAAAUUAAUCUACCAACCUCUUGUGAAAAAUAGGAGGGACUAAAACAAUGGCCUAUCAUUUAAUAUGCUUGCCUGCAAAGCCUAAGGACCCAGGUUCAGUUCCACAGUGCUUACAUAAGCCAGAGGCAGAAGGUGAUACAUUCAUCUGGAAUUAGUUUAUAGUGGCUGGGGGCUUUGGCAUGCCCAUUCUUUCUGUGUGUGUCUCUCUGCCUCUUUCUCUCAAAUAAGUAAAUAAAUAAAUAAGUUUUUUUUUCAAAAGAGAAAAAUAAAAAAAAUAAAAAGGAGAAAAGUGAAGUCUGAUGUAGAAUUAGCUCAAAAAAUAUCACUUAGCAAGUAAGAAGCAAAUCCAAGAGCAAACACAUAGCUCCUUGCUCAUAAGGGCUGUCUGGUUUGCUUUGAAUCUGCACAAAGCCUCAAUACAGGUUUUGAGCUUUCAAAUAUUCCAAUUUUGAGGGUAAGUCUUAGAAAUACACACCUUGGAACCUGAAAUGCUCAUUUUAUUUAUGUUAACAAAUUAGCCAAAAGCUACCUGGUAUAAAUUUGGAUUCAGUCAACCUUAUUCACUUAUAUUCAUUAAAAUCCCAAUAGGUCCCAAGUUUUGUCUUCUAGGCUUAUAUUAUAGAUACUUCUUCCAAGUCUAUUUUCCUAGACUGUGGCAGUAGUGAGGACUGAUACUCAAGAUAGUCCCAGUGAAGAGAAUAUUCUCAUCUUAACCUCUUCCUCCUCUCUGUACAUCAUAACAAAUCACCCUCAAACCUACACUUCCAUUCCUACAGCUCCUCUACCCUUUCAGACCUACACCUGAAAAUAGACAUGUCAGUCGUGGCUUACACAGCAGGACCUAUAGCAAGUACCAUUGCACAUGUAUUCAGCUGUUCCUGGAAUACUUGAUAGAGAAUUUUGAUUCAAGUUUCAGCAAAGAAGAAAGGGGCAAGUAGUGUGAUCCUUGUAACAGCAACAGACGUAAAAACCCUGAGUCCAAAAAUUCAAAUUAUAAGGUUGUCUUAGAGAUCACUUGGUGUGUGGAAAAAGGACACAUUUUGCCUGCUGGAAUUUUUCAAAACUUUUUAUUGACAAUUUUCAUAUACAAACAUGCUAUAAUUUGAUAAUCCCCUCUCAUUACCUUCAUUUUCUUUCUUUCCCACCCCCUUCCACUGAACCUCUUCUUCCUUCCAACUAGUCUUCUACUUCAAUGUCUUUUUUUUUUAAAUGUCUAAAUGUUGAUGAGGUCAUGGUUAUGUCCCAAAGUAUUCCUCCUUAUCCUGUGGCUUUUACAUUUUUUCUGCCUUCUCUUCUGAAAUGUUCCCUGGUCCUUAGAGAUAAAGAUGUACCAUUUAUCACUGAUAGAGAUGUUUUAUUUAGCACUGAGUACUCAACAGUCACUUAUUCUCAGCACUUUGACAAGUUUUGAAUCUCCCUAGUAGUCACCACAGUCUGCAAAAAUAACCUGAUCUUAACCAAGGUGAUAGCAACACUAAUUUAUGGAAAAAGUCAUAAAUAUUUAGAGGGUACUUUGAUGGACACAACAAAUCCAUCUAGUCAACCAUUGCAGCUUUGCCACUAAGGUCUAUGUCCUUAUUAAUCAUAGGCUGCUGAGUAGACUUUCAAUACCAUACAUGUACUUCCUCCUUUGGAAUGGGCUUCAACUCCAAUCAAGAGAGCAGUUAGUUACCCACCAUAACUGUCAUGCCACUGUUACACCAGUGGAUAAAUCUUGGCUGGCUGGUUAGUUGAAUAGUAUGAAAGAUGCUGGGUAAGUCCCCCAGCAGCCAACAUAGCACUUCCCAGCACUGUGACAUUUAUCUAGGAGAGAAGAGGCUUUCAACGUUAUUAUUUAGUGUCUCAUAACUUAUGCUUCUGGUGUCUUCAGCAAUAGGAUCUUAUCAUCUAAUUCUAAUGGGAAACCAACAUCCUGUAUUGUUUGGGGGACUGCAAAAGCCUCCCUGACCACUCAUGGGGAGGAUAAUACCCCUGGCACUGGAGUUAUCCUGCUACAGUCUAUGACUUCAGAGAGCAAUAUUAUCCACCCCCCACCAAGAGUUUUUGCCAAAAUUCUUUUUUUAUCUUAAUUUGUUAAGUAGCCAAUAAUCAUUCUCUAACAGUUCUUUAUCUGUACAGUAGAUUGCUUUCUACUAUAGCCUGUUUCCAGUUCAGCCUGUCAAAUGCACUGUGCUGGUGUUACCAGUUAAAGGGAGUACCAUGUGACAGUUGUUGGAUUUUGGGGGUUUUUGUUUAGUUUUGUUUUGUUUUUAACAAACUCCAGAAACAUAUGCCACCUUGUGCAUCUGGCUUACAUGGGUUCUGCGGAAUUGAUCAUUGGUUCUUUGGCUUUGCAGGCAAGUGCCUUAACUGCUACGCCAUCUCUCCAUCCCAAUAUUGGAAUGUGUGUUCUUAUCCACUAUGUGUUAUACCUGUGUGAUCAACAUUCUUUGAUCAUUCUUUCACCUGCUUGACUCAUUUGAAGGUUUUUGAGUAAGGGUGUCGAUUCCUCUCUGUGAUUGAGCUGAAAACAGAUUGCCUAUGAUUAGCAAUUAAGAUUCCAAGCACUGCCUGGCAUGAUGGCACAUGUCUUUAAUCCCAGCACUCAGGAGGCAGAGGUUAAGAGGAUCACCAUGAGUUCAAGGCCACCCCGAGACUACAUAGUCCAGGUCACCCUGGACUAGAGUGAAACCUUACCUCAAAAAACCAAAAAAAAAAAAAAAAGAAGAAGAAGAAGAUUUCCAAGUACUCUUGUAGACAACAACCAGGUGGCUUUACUGUUAAUCAUUUUAAAACCUCAUAUGUUAACUCUCAAUAAUUCUGUUUUGUUGGCUAAACAAGGAUUAUUUGCUUUCUCAAGGAAGUAAAUUGGGAUUCAUUGUGUUACAGAUUUGUCCCUAAAUAUGUAAUUCAAUAUUGUGGCAAAUGUGAGCAACAAGAGAAAGAUAGUAUGCCUUGAAUUUAAUAGAAGACACACAGAGACGCUAGCUAGAAGAUGCUUGGGGGUGAGUGGUUGCCAUAAAUGUUCAGGGAAGAAAUAUUAUAAACAUGGAGUAGGAAAAAAGGCUUUCUGAUCAGAAAGUAGAACACAGAAUGACCAUACAGAGAGAAAAGCAUACUAUAUUAUUUUGGACAUUAAAGCUGUCAAUAUUUGAUCAUUACUUUUUACCUAUAAAACUGACUAUUCCAAAUGGAUCAACAUAUUAAAUGAAAAAAGCAUUUGCAGAGCACAUGUUUACAGAUAUCUUUUAGGCACCAAAAUCUAGAAAUAAGACACUACCCUCAGGCUCCUUGUUCAUGUGGAUAUGGCUGUGGGAAGCUGGCAAAAGGUGGAAUACAAAUAAAGCCAGUUUUCUCAGCCUA
This is a messenger RNA of Jaculus jaculus (lesser Egyptian jerboa), 5129 nucleotides long. RefSeq names its product tryptophanyl tRNA synthetase 2, mitochondrial (gene Wars2). The transcript has 7 exons. The coding region runs from base 349 to 1149 and encodes 266 amino acids. Gene Ontology annotation, biological process: mitochondrial tryptophanyl-tRNA aminoacylation. Gene Ontology annotation, cellular component: mitochondrial matrix; mitochondrion. NCBI's taxonomy places the organism in Eukaryota, Metazoa, Chordata, Mammalia, Rodentia, Dipodidae. Gene Ontology annotation, molecular function: ATP binding; tryptophan-tRNA ligase activity. The record is from RefSeq and is a predicted model, not a curated record.